AGAGAUGUCAGGCAUGAAUGCUGCUAUGGGAUCUGCUCGUGGUGAUCAACUGGAGGCAGGAUUUGCGAAGCUUCAAGGCGAAGACUUCAAGUACAUCAUGCAAUCUUAUGAAAUCAUCGUGGGACGCAAUUCCAAGAAAGGAAAGGUAGACUUAGAUCUCAACUCCGUUGGCGGAGAUAGGGAUGUUUCCCGCCGCCAUGCACGCAUCUUCUAUGAUUUUCAACACCGCUCGUUUGCCCUUGAGGUUCUGGGCCAACAUGGAUGCUAUGUUCAGAGGGUCCUUCACCGCCCAGGUGAUGAUCCCGUUAAACUGAAGUCCCAGGAUCUCAUUCAGAUCGGACAAACACAAAGACUGUUUACGGUGCCAAUCAAGAUGUCUUCUGCUGAACUGAAGAUCGGGCCUAUCAACGUUGAACGUGCCAAAAAAUUAGAAACUAGAAUGGCAGACAAGGAUGUAGACAAUAUGCUGGAGUAUCAUCUUGCCUCAUGUGUUGCAAUAAUGGUAUCAAUCCAUUGUGAUGCUAGUGGUAGACAAUGGAUGCCUGUGGAACAACUCCAUGCAGAGCUUACUGGAAAGUUCACUGCGAUAUGGCCCUAUGGCAAUGCCCAACAGUACCUGGCACCAGAGGAUGGAUCAUCAACCAGAACAGCAGAGAGGCCAUGGCACAGGCUGUUGGAGCUGCUCAAGAAUCACCCGGAGAGGUUUAUCAUGAGUUCAAUCUCCAGAGGCACAAUAACAUUAGAGUUCGUUUCGCUGGUCAGCUUGGCUGAUAAGUUUUGCUGCCCUGAGGUUGAUCAGGUCACUGCCAGGUUCGUGUCCAAAAAAUAAAAAUGGAGAUUUAUCUUUG
Molecule: messenger RNA, 848 nt
Organism: Triticum aestivum (bread wheat)
Lineage: Eukaryota; Viridiplantae; Streptophyta; Magnoliopsida; Poales; Poaceae
Product: forkhead box protein K1
Exons: 3
Coding region: 5-829 (274 amino acids)
Biological process (GO): regulation of ribosomal protein gene transcription by RNA polymerase II
Cellular component (GO): nucleus
Molecular function (GO): sequence-specific DNA binding; protein binding
Source: RefSeq, a predicted model, not a curated record